Apiotrichum porosum is the source of this 1560-nucleotide messenger RNA. RefSeq lists its product as uncharacterized. NCBI's taxonomy places the organism in Eukaryota, Fungi, Basidiomycota, Tremellomycetes, Trichosporonales, Trichosporonaceae. Gene Ontology annotation, molecular function: carbohydrate:proton symporter activity. Gene Ontology annotation, cellular component: membrane. Bases 1 to 1560 code for a protein of 519 amino acids. The record is from RefSeq and is a predicted model, not a curated record. The transcript is spliced from 8 exons. Gene Ontology annotation, biological process: carbohydrate transport; transmembrane transport.
AUGACAACGGUUGCUGAUGGGGCGCACACCAAGCCCGCGCUGAUCAACUAUGUUGCAGCAAUUGGAGCCGCCACCGGAUCCUUCCUGUUCGGAUACGACUCGGGUAUCAUCUCCAGUGUCAUCUCGUCGACGUACACCGAGUUCACCGACUACAUGAACCCCGGCGGCAAGUAUGAUUCCCAGUGGGACAGCAUUACGGGAGCCAUCGUCUCCGUGCUCGCUGGAGGAGCGUUUUUCGGUGCUCUCAUUGCUGGACAAACUGCCGACCGCAUUGGACGCAAACGCACCAUCCAGAUGGGCGCCACCGUCUCGAUCGUCGGUUGUGUUCUCCAGGCCGCCGCAGUCAACUACCCGAUGCUCAUUGUCGGACGCGUGAUCGCGGGCUUCGCCAUUGGCAUCCUGAGUAUGAUUGUGCCCGUUUACCAGGCGGAAAUCUCACCCCCCCACGCUAGAGGACUGCUCUCGGGCUGGACCCAAAUGAUGAUCUCGUGGGGAUUCUUCGUCGCCAACUGGGUGGGUUACGGCUGUGGUUACCUCAAGAGCACUGCGCAGUUCCGCGUCCCCUUGGCUAUCCAAAUUGUCCCGGCCGCACUCCUCCUGGUGGGCAUGUUUGUGCUCCCCUACUCACCCCGUUGGCUCGCAUCCAAGGGUCGCACCGAUGAGGCUCGUGCAACCCUCAUCCGUCUCCACGGUGGACGCAAGGCCGCCAACCUCGACACUGUGGAAAUGGAGAUUCAGACCAUGUUGGCCCAGAUUGAAUGGGAACAAAAGAACGUCACCACUUCCUACCUGGAUCUCGUCCGCAACAAGCCCAACCUUCACCGUACGGCCUGUGGAUGUCUUGUGCAAGCAAUGUGCCAGUGGACGGGCGUGAACGUUAACAACUACUUUGGUCCUACCAUCUAUGCCAUGAUGGGUUUCAAGAGCCACACUCUCCUCCUCAUUUCUGGUAUCUCUGGCGCUUGGGGUGUCGUCUGCACCUUUGUCUUCAUCACCUUCAUCGUGGACAGGCUCGGCCGUCGCAGGCCGCUCAUCAUCGGCGCCGUCAUGUGCGCUGUGGCCAUGGCGUGGGAAGCUGGAACGUCGCAACCAUACGACAGUGCUGCCCGCAACGGAACGACUUACAAUAACAGUUCCACGGGUAUUGCUGGUAUUGCUGGCGUAUUCUUCUUCUCUAUCGCCUUCAGUUGGUCGUUCGGCCCAGUCUCUUGGAUCUACCAGUCGGAAAUCUUCCCCAUGCACAUGCGCGCACUCGGCACUUCCCUCUCCACUGCCUCCAACUGGCUCAACAACGUUCUCAUCGGCCAAGUCACGCCUUUGGCAUUCAAGGCGAUUGGAUGGAAAUACUUCUUGGUAUACGUCGUGACCAACCUCACCAACGCCGUCGUCUGUUACCUCCUCUUCCCGGAGACCAAGAACAAGUCCCUGGAGGAGAUCGGUCUCCUCUUUGGCGACCACGACAUCCACACCCAUCUUGGCCCCCAGACACCUCCCGAGCUUGCAGGCGAGGGCAAGCAAUCCAUGUCCAAGCACGAGGAUGAGAAGCACGAGCACGUUUAG